CACCAACAGACCCACUCCCACGCCCAGAGUCAACUGCCAUCCCAGCAUCACAUGACCAACCAGCAGCAGCAGACCUCUGUCCCGUCUCCGGGCUCUACCUGCUCCUCCACCUCUGGACAGCAGCAGCACUCUCCACCACACCGACCCAACCAGUCGCCGGCACGCAGCCUCCCUUCUCCCGUCACCCCACCCAUGCCUUUGUCGCUGAAUCCUCUGGCCAGCCAGGCGGCGGUAGCAGCAGCAGCAGCAGCAGCAGCCAUGGGUUCAAUCGCUGGUUCUCAGGUGUUUGGCAACGCCCUGUCAAACCUGCAGGGAGCCACCGGGCAGCUGGUCACCAACGCACAAGGACAGAUAAUUGGAACAAUCCCACUGAUGCCCAACUCUGCAGGGCCCUCCAGCCAAUCAGGGGGUGGCAACCCGGCACUGCAGGUACAGCCAAUUACACCUCAGCUUCUGACCAACGCUCAAGGCCAGAUCAUCGCCACAGUGAUCGGCAAUCAGAUUCUGCCUGUCAUCAACACCCAGGGAAUCACACUGUCACCAAUCAAGCCUGGACAGCAGCUGCCUCAGGCUCAGCAGAGUCAGACCGGCCCUGUAUCGUCUCAGCCCAACCUGCUCCACAUGCCCCACAGACAGAGUCCUCUCCACCAGGCCUCUUCCUCCUCCUCCACCUCCUCCUCUUCCUCGGCUCUCAGCGUGGGACAGCUAGUCAGCAACCCACAGACCGCCCCCAGCGAGGUGGACGGGGUCAACCUGGAGGAGAUCCGUGAAUUCGCCAAAGCAUUCAAGAUCCGCCGGCUGUCGCUGGGCCUGACGCAGACCCAGGUGGGCCAAGCGCUCAGCGCCGCCGAGGGGCCGGCUUACAGUCAGUCCGCCAUCUGCAGACACACCAUCCUGAGAAGCCACUUUUUCCUACCACAGGAAGCCCAAGAGAACACUAUAGGUAGCAGUCUGACAGGCAAACUGAACCCUGGCCUUUUAUAUCCUGCCAGGUUUGAGAAGUUGGACAUCACCCCUAAAAGCGCCCAGAAGAUUAAGCCCGUUCUGGAGCGCUGGAUGGCCGAGGCUGAAGCCCGCCACAGAUCCGGCAUGCAGAACCUGACUGAGUUUAUCGGCAGCGAGCCUUCAAAAAAACGCAAGCGGAGGACCUCUUUCACCCCGCAGGCGCUGGAGAUCCUCAACAGCCACUUUGAGAAGAACACGCACCCCUCCGGACAGGAAAUGACGGAAAUAGCCGAGAAGCUGAACUAUGAUCGGGAGGUUGUGCGCGUCUGGUUCUGCAACAAGAGACAAGCGUUGAAAAACACAAUAAAGCGUUUGAAAUCGCCCGAACUCGGCGCGGCCGCACCAAUGGACCCGCUCACCGAUUCUCUAGAGGAGCUCCCGAAGUGAACCAGGCCCUCUGACACCGGGGUAAAAUAAAAAAAAAAUUGGAGCGGAGAUGUGGCUGCCAUUUAGAAACAAGAAGAGUGGGAUGAACUCUCGAGAACUGAAAUCUGUUCCCACUUACCUGGAGUGGACAGUGAUGAGUUUGCAAACAAAAGCUAUGUGUUGUCAGUGUGAUUACCACAGUUGUGUAAAUGACCUUGGCGAAACCAAAAAGAAGAAAAAAGAGAUUAAUAUGUGAGAAUUAUGUAAAAAAAAAAAAAAAAAAACUACAGUGUGCUGUUUUCAAAGAGUUUUAGAUUCUGGCCUUUACGGACCAGACUGUCGCCCAAAUUUUUUGGUUCCUACCAGGAGGGAUUUAAUAAAGAGAUCAUACCAAAUCAAAACACUAUUUACCAAAGUCUGUUGCAUCUGAGUACUAAGAAUAAUUUUGUAAUGUAAAUGUGCUCUAAAUUUUUACAUUUGUACUGGCAAAUCUAAGCUAUAUGUGUGAGGUUGAGUAAUACAUUCUAUCUUUGUCUCGCUUACUUUUUCCUUCAUUGUUUGUAUGUAAAUAUCUAAAACUACAAAAAAACAAGAAAAAAGAAAAACGCUGUCUUCAAAUUGAAAUCAUGCCGAUAAAAGUUUCUUUUUUUGGGAUGAAAAAAAAAAUUACCUUGGCUGUUAAACAAAUUGCAUAAUAAUGUCGUUUUUGCCUCCGAUUUGUGUUUCACCUGCAGAUAUUUUCAGUGGAACUUUGUACGACUUUUACAGGUAUUUAUUAAGGAUCAACACGCGAUUGUUUUCCAAGGACGAAAUUUAAUGGACUGUCACAUGACGAUGAAGAGGAGGGGGGAGGGGGGAGGAGGAUGAGGAAGAGGAGAAGGGUUUCGGUGUCUGUGCGGUCGACUGCAGCUUUAUUGUUUUGAGCUAACGUGUCAUUCUGUUGCCAAAGCCUGAAAGCCAAAGAACACAUUCAGCUCAAGGACUGGGGAACGAUUUUAAACGUUUUAUUCAUUUGUUCAC
Molecule: messenger RNA, 2391 nt
Organism: Platichthys flesus (European flounder)
Lineage: Eukaryota; Metazoa; Chordata; Actinopteri; Pleuronectiformes; Pleuronectidae
Product: POU domain, class 6, transcription factor 2-like
Exons: 6
Coding region: 52-1392 (446 amino acids)
Biological process (GO): regulation of transcription by RNA polymerase II
Molecular function (GO): RNA polymerase II cis-regulatory region sequence-specific DNA binding; DNA-binding transcription factor activity, RNA polymerase II-specific
Source: RefSeq, a predicted model, not a curated record